GUGGUCUGCAGAUGCAGCAGACUUGAGAGCGCUGUUUCCCGGCCAGCCUCCCAGCUGUGACUAGCUGUGAUUUCUUCUUCUUCCUCUCCCCCCUCGCCGUAUUUACUCCCAGCAGAGGCCUGCCGUCGCUCUUUCCGGGUGAAGAUGGAGCUCCGGACGAUCCUCCACGCUCUCCUCCUCCUCUCAGCCUCCUGUCUGCAGUCGGUGUACGGCGCGGCUCCACGUAGGGGACCGAAAGUCACCGAGAAGGUGUUUUUUGACAUCACAGUGGCGGGUCACGAGGUCGGGCGGAUCGUCAUCGGCCUUUUUGGGGAGGUCGUCCCGCUCACUGUCAGUAACUUUGUUUCCCUGGCAACCGGAGAGAAAGGUUACGGCUACAAAGGGACAAAGUUCCACAGAGUCAUCAAGGACUUCAUGAUCCAGGGAGGAGACUUCACAGUUGGAGAUGGAACCGGAGGUCACAGCAUCUAUGGAACAACUUUUGCAGAUGAGAACUUCAAACUGAAGCAUUUAGGAGCAGGCUGGGUGAGUAUGGCGAACGCUGGUCCUGACACCAAUGGAUCACAGUUCUUCAUCCUGGCUACCAGAGCACCGUGGCUGGAUGGGAAGCACGUGGUAUUUGGCAAAGUCCUGGACGGGAUGGCUGUGGUUCACACCAUCGAGCUUCAGGACACCAACGACAGGAACCUGCCGUACACCGAGUGUGUGAUCGUCAACAGCGGCAGGAUCCCCGUCAAAGAGCCCUUCGUGGUGGAGGUGGAGGGCUGGUAAAUGCCUCUGUUAGGAGCAAAGACAGGAUGUGAUUAUUAUGUGUUGGUGAUCAAUCAGAAGUCCAGUUUGCAGCCAAAUUCACUUUCUCAUAUUAUAACUUUUGCAUGUUAACAUGCUGACACUAACAUGCCUGAAACUAGGGCUGGCUAUUGUUUAUAAUUGAUUUAUAAUGGGGCUGAAACAAUAUUUAUAUUUAUUUGCCUUUAUUUAAACUCACCGAGGAUGAUAGUGGUAUUGAUUUUACUAUUGUUACAAAAUCUUUAUAAUUUUGAAUUUUAAGGAAUAUAAGCACUUUUUUUUCUUUUCUAUAAAACAUAAAAGUUUUAUAGAAACAUUUUGUCUUCACAUAAGUCAAGUUGUACAACAACGUUGCCCGGAGUACAAUACAGAUGAAAAAUUAUGAUUUCAGUCAGGAAACAUUUGAUCAAAGUGUAAACAAAAGUAAUAAUCUCAACAGGCAUUCAAGGUCAUCUUUAAAUAUUUUAAUGUUUUCAGUAGUCAGUGCUGUAGACACCAUUUGGUUGGUAAGAAACCCUACUGAGGUUCAAUAACCAGCUUUAUGAGCAAGCCAGCAUGGAAAUGAAUCAUUGUAUCCUGAAAGUUAACAUGUUCACAAGCUAUGUUAGCAUACCAUUAGUUGUAAAAUGACAGAUAAUGCUAACAAACACUAGUCAGCAACAGUCCUUCGACAUCGAACAAGUGAACUUGACUUCUGAUCGAUUUCUGCUGCAUGGAGAUGAGAAAAACAUCAAGAAAACAAAAGAAAAAGGGAAGAGAGGAAAUAUUUUUAUUAAGUCAUUAACAGAUCAUAUCACCCAGUGAUACAAUUGCCUGUGAGGGGAGGGAAGAUUUUUUAUCAUCUUUCUGAAAAAUGACUCUGUGGCAUAUUUGAAACAUCCACUUUAACAGUCACAUUGUGUAAUUCAUCACAGAUAGUAACGGGACACAGAUGUGUCGCCAUUUCAUACUAUUCUCUAUGCUUAGGUGAAAACCUAAUAUCUCCAAAAUGACCACUUUUGCAGCACUGAAAUGUUUAAAACUAAUUUCAGUAAUGAAGAAACUUAACAGUCUGGACUCACAAACAUAGAACUUUGUUGGUGCCGCUGUCACAAAGACAACUUUUAUGGUAUUAGCAACUACCAACAACAAAGGAUAAACACACAAGUUUAUCCACUCAGUAAUCAACAUGAUUUUCUUGGGAGACUUCAAGCCCAGUGGCAGACAUAUGUGCAAAGGGAAAACAAAGUUUAUAUGAAACCAAGGAAUAUGAAUUACUUAUAAGGUAAUACGAUAAAGCAAAGGUUGAUUCUUUGAUCCAUUUACGUGGUGUUGAUUUGUGACAUACUCCUUGUAGAAGUACCUCCUCUAUACAUAAUAAAACUACCAAAACUACGGAGAUAUUAGGUUUCCAGCUCACAGUGACAUUGUAUUCACAGAGGCGUGGUGUCAGUUUGAUAUCCUGUGUUCAGUAUUUAUCAGGUUCACUGUGGUUCAUGCUAACGGUUUUAUACGUUAGCAUAGUUGCAUAUUUAGUGGAUGGUGCCGGUUAGCAUCAUUAUAGCUUAACAAUGAACUGUGACUCUAACAUGACAUAUAUCAUGGAAACUUGCACUUGAACAACGAUGUAGCUCCUCAUUCAAUCUCUUAUUGCCAAAUCAUUCCUUAUUUGCCAAAUGUGCUCGCACUUUCUAUGCAUCAAAUCAGUACUCCAGGAUCUGUUCAUAGACAUAUGCAAAAAAAAAACUGCGCAGCAAGUGUCAUAUGCCAUUUUAGCACUUUCUAAUGAUUUGUUAUCACUCCAUCUCGGAAAAUGAAAAUUUGUGUUCACAUCCUGAUUACACCAAGUAUAAGUAUAUUUUCCCUCUGAUGCAUUAUGCAAAAACUACAGCACAAAUUGCACAGGAGGAAAAUGUUCUGUUAAUAGUGUUGCUGCCCUCUCAACAAUGAUAUCAAAUGUUGUGCUUUAUGUUGGGAGGUGUGUCGUUGCUGACUGUCAUCGGGUCAGUGAACUCACCUGACUGUUAAUAUUUAAUCUUUUGUCGCUGUUCUUUUAAAUGUUGUGAUUUCAGUCAACCCCAAACUGUCACGGUAGCAUUAUAGUUAUAACUGAUAUUCCUCACUGAAGUCGAUGCAGCGUUCAGAACCUCUUUAGUAGCAAACAUAUCAGAAGUUCUGUUUUCAUGAUUUGUAAAACAACAGCGGAACAAGAAGAGUGCCAACAAGUGUAUUUUCUACAAUAAACAAUAUGCUGUUGCUAAACAAUCUCA
Molecule: messenger RNA, 3038 nt
Organism: Acanthopagrus latus (yellowfin seabream)
Lineage: Eukaryota; Metazoa; Chordata; Actinopteri; Spariformes; Sparidae
Gene: ppic
Product: peptidyl-prolyl cis-trans isomerase C
Exons: 6
Coding region: 145-771 (208 amino acids)
Biological process (GO): protein peptidyl-prolyl isomerization; protein folding
Cellular component (GO): intracellular membrane-bounded organelle
Molecular function (GO): peptidyl-prolyl cis-trans isomerase activity
Source: RefSeq, a predicted model, not a curated record